CUCGAUUCCGGAUGUUUUGCAUACUCUUCCAUCUGCACCUGCCUCUGGGGCAAAGGCUUCAGUACUUGCAUUGUCAGCGCCGAUCCCACGUUGCAUAGGUUUGCACUGAGCACUUGCGCCUCUGUAUGCGUGUGGGGGGUGUGCGUGGAGUCCUCUUGCAACUGAAAUAACCUGGAAAAGAUGUGGAGGAGCCUGUGCAAACCUUACACGUCCCUGGCUCUGCUUGGACUCUGCUUUGCAAUGGUCGUCAGAUCUCUGCCUUUCUCUGAUGCAGGGCCACAUGUGAACUAUGGCUGGGGGGAACCUAUUAGAUUAAGGCACCUAUACACAGCCAGCAAACAUGGUCUGUUCAGUUACUUCCUCAGGAUCAACAAUGAUGGCAAAGUGGAUGGCACCAGCAUUCAGAGUCCCCACAGUCUGCUGGAAAUCAGGGCUGUGGCAGUUCGCACGGUGGCGAUCAAGGGCGUCCACAGUUCCCGGUACCUCUGCAUGGAAGAAGACGGGAAGCUGCAUGGACUUCUCAAGUAUGCUGCAGAAGAUUGCUCCUUUGAAGAGGAGAUACGCCCAGAUGGCUACAAUGUAUAUAAAUCAAAGAAAUAUGGAGUCUCUGUGUCUUUAAGUAGUGCCAAACAAAGACAACAAUUCAAAGGGAAAGACUUUCUUCCAUUGUCUCACUUCUUACCUAUGAUCAACACUGUGCCUGUGGAGUCAAUGGAUUUUGUGGAAUAUGGUGAUUAUAGUCAUACUUUUGAAUCAGAUCUGUUCUCUUCACCUCUUGAAACUGACAGCAUGGACCCCUUUGGAAUCACCUCUAAAAUAUCUCCAGUGAAGAGCCCCAGCUUUCAGAAAUAACUAAUGCUCCUGACUUGAAAUAUGGUUUUAAAGAAACAAUACCAGAACCAGGUUGUUAUUUAGCUUUUCCAGUAGUAAUAUGUAGAAUAUGUAAACAUUUAAGGUAUGGUGCUAGCAUUGUUCUUGCAAUGUACUAAACUUGUAAAAUAGUAGCACCAUUCUAAGGUUACAUUCUAAGAACCACCUGUUCAUUUUUUCACAUCACAUUUAGAAAAAAAAUAAUCUAAACAACUGCUUAACUGGUUCACCGCUGACAAAAACACACAACAUGUGGAAAUUCCUUCCGUCUGGUGAUGGCUGGGGUGAGAAGAUCACUAACAUUUUUCACCACCCCUUUAUUAUUACUUAUGCUCACCUCGGAUUCCUGCUGAUACGAGCAAAGGCAGCAAAAGCUUUUCAUUCACAGGGAGGUUAAUGACCUCUUCACUUCAUAGCCUUUCAAAGACAAACAUUUGCAAUAAAACAUGAUUACAAAACCCAACAAACAUUACCCUGUGAACUAGGGUUCAAUCUAUCUCUUAAAAAACUGCUGUUGAUGUUCUGGGACAACUUUCCAUUUUAAACAUUGCAUUGAGAAACAAUUCUGCUUGUAUAUUAUGCAUUUUCUUCCCUUCUUUGAUUAUUGCUAAAGGCUCGCACUGGAAAACCAGAUCUUUGAUUCUUUAUGGGCUCACCUAUGUUUGCUGAUGAAUUCUUUGGGAGCUGUAUUAUCCUUGGUCUGAGGUAGAAUUCUCAUUAAUGUUAGUAGGAAUUCUAUGUAUAGAUUGAGGAUUGUACAGAAUCCAUAAUUAUGUUCAUCAGGUAGGGAACAAGCAGUAGAAACAGAUUAACUUUCAGGUCAUAAAGGUCCUGUUAUAUGUAAAUAUCCAUAGCAAUUAAAAGAAAAGACAGAAAAUAAAUGUUGUAUAGGUCAAAUUGCUUCCAAAUAUGUUUUUAUAUUUUUCCUUAAAGCAUCAGCAAUUCUUUCGAGGCCAUAUAGGCCUGAUCCUGCACCCAUUGACUUCAAUGUUGCAGAAUUGGGCAAAUACUGCCUUUGAUACGUGGUGGAGUGAUUCUCGGUAGUAUAUGGCCGAUAAUGUAUAUAUGAUGCUUUUAGUCCUGUUCUCCUAUGUUAGCAUUCCAGCAAGAGAAUAACAACAAAAGGAAUGUGAGACAAGGGGUCCAGGAAAAUUACCCAUUUCCAAAGUUUCAUUUAUAAUAGGUUUUUCUAUACAGAAAACUGUACUGGAAAUGUUAGUAUUUUCUUGACCUAGCACUUCAUUACCAAUGCAAUAUUUAUAAUUAAUUUAUUGAAUACAUACAUCUGUUUAUUUUGUUACUGUUAUUUAUACUUAAAAUUCUAUUUAUGUA
Messenger RNA from Gopherus flavomarginatus (Mexican gopher tortoise), 2202 nucleotides. It is a transcript of the gene FGF19, whose product is annotated as fibroblast growth factor 19. Gene Ontology annotation, cellular component: extracellular region; cytoplasm. The record is from RefSeq and is a predicted model, not a curated record. Lineage: Eukaryota; Metazoa; Chordata; Testudines; Testudinidae. The transcript has 5 exons. The coding region runs from base 181 to 852 and encodes 223 amino acids. Gene Ontology annotation, molecular function: growth factor activity; fibroblast growth factor receptor binding. Gene Ontology annotation, biological process: positive regulation of gene expression; fibroblast growth factor receptor signaling pathway; cell differentiation.